GCUAUGAUACAGCUGAUUGCAAACACCUGGGCGUGUUGAUCAGCGGCGACACGUGCGUGGUCCUGUUGACCUCGAGCUCUCAGAGGAGAUCUCUUUACGUUUUCACCAGUUUCGUUAUUUAUCAUGGAAAAACAAAUGCUAAUGUCAGCUGUCCUUCGUUAUUUUCGCACGGUUGUCUUUCUGCUGCUUACCUGCAGCUCCACGCUGGUUAAGUCUUCUUUUGGUGCCUCCGGUAAGGUGCACAAUCCGGGCGACCUGACGUACCCCUACGGCAGCAUCUUCUCCCCGCUGUUCAAAGCCCUGUCUGAGCACGGAGGGCCGGGGUGGAGCCCAGACCUGAGGAGAAAGAUUAAACCUGAGUACAGGUACAUUAAAUAUCUGACGGAGGUUUACAAGAAGUCUCCACAAGUGCAGGGAAGUUUGGACGGGAAUCAGAUGUACAACACUGUUCGACUGAUCACACCACAAGAUGAAUGUCUGGCACAAAGUCACAAAGAGAGUUUCAUGCAGGGUCUUUCCUACAGCCUUUAUCAAGUCAGAGGAAAAGAACAGCUCCUGAAGUCAACCCUGCUGUACAAUUUAGACCAAGAACGUGCAUUUCCUGCCAACUCUGUGUGCUACCUAAGUGUGGAGGAGCAGGAGCUCUCAGACCAGUGCCUGCUAUGUCCUAUGGUCCAUCAAGCUGUAAACUUCACAACAAACACGGACAGGAUGAGCAGGAGGAACUGGGUGGAGGUUGAUGUCACCUCAUUUCUUCAGCCUCUCUUACAGGCUCAGAGAAAGAACAUACAUCUGCUCAUUAACAUCACGUGCCCAGAGGAACACAGAGCCAGAGGUUCAGGGAGUACAAGCCCACUACAGUUCAUCCUGAGAUCCCCUCUUCUGCUUCUGUAUCUCAAUGACACCAGCAACAUUGCCCACCAGAGGUUACCGGUCAGUGCCAUAGAAGGUCAACAGCCAGCCAGUGCAGCGAAUACGUUUCACAAGCAGAGGUUUAACAAACCAGUUCAAAGGAAAGGACGCAAGAGAAGACUGAAGAGGGAGUCUCCAAAGAGCAAGCGAGGUGAUAAAAGUGUAGAUUUCCACCUGCCUGAGCUUCUUCCAAGCUCUGAAUUCCCAACCAGUGACUGCGCCUUGUAUGAUUUCAGGGUGAGAUUCAGCCAGCUCAAACUAGAUCAGUGGAUUGUUUUUCCACCAAAGUACAACCCCAGGUACUGCAGGGGCAUCUGCCCGAACACUGUGGGCUUUAUCUAUGGCUCACCUCUCCACACAGUGGUGCAGAACCUCAUCUAUGAGAAGCUGGACUCCUCUGUGCCCAGGCCCUCAUGUGUCCCCUCCCACUACAGCCCCCUGAGUGUCAUGAUCUUUGAGAAGGACGGCUCCUAUGUCUACAAGGAAAUUAAAGACAUGGUGGCCACCAGGUGCACAUGUCGCUAAGCCAGCUGCCUACUUGUCUUCUCACUUUUCUUCCCUUUUUUUUUAAGGCUGUUGAAACAUCAACAUGAACCUCCUCAGCAGCAGUCACAGGUGGACCAGGUUCUCUGACCAGGCUCAGUGAUUUCAGGAAUUUAUAAAAUCAUGCAUGGCUAAAGUUUGAUCUGGAGCAGGUGCAUUUACUUAAUCAAUUGUUUACUUGUAAAGUAUUUUUAUCCUAAUGAGAAAUGUGGAAACAUGACAUUUGUUUGUUUGGUUUUUUUUGUUCUUGAAUGACAAGAAAGGGUGCCACUGCAUCCUCUUCUUUAAACCACUGACUGUGACAGAAUUUAAAAUGUUACAGAAGAAAUAGUGUGUUGUAUAAUUUGUAUUAUUUUUUUAAGUUAUUUUUUUUGUUAAUUUAUAUUGGGUGGGUGGUCUCCUCGUUAUUCUUUAAUUUAACACAAUUGCAAGUUUUAAGUAACCCUGUUCUGGAGCAAAGAUGAAAAGCAGUCACUAACUCUUAGCAAACCUUUUACAUAAUGUUUUAUUCCUGGGGAUUACAGACAGGUGUCUGAAUAGCAUCCUGUCUUUAUAAUGUCCAGAAUGGAAGUUGUUGAGGCUCAGUGUGUAUUUAUUAUCUCUGGUCACUGAGUAACUUCAUACUUAUGAAUUUGUACUGGUUGAAUGUGACUAAAUGCAUGCCAUUUCUAUUUAUGCAAAUUUAAUGAAUUCACUGUGUGUCUGUGCUCAGCUAAGAAAUACUCAAAAAUAAUGAAAAUAUGAUGUAUGAAAACAAAACCUCUGGAAAGUUGGGAAAAUAAAGAAAUGAUAUGCA
Molecule: messenger RNA, 2251 nt
Organism: Cheilinus undulatus (humphead wrasse)
Lineage: Eukaryota; Metazoa; Chordata; Actinopteri; Labriformes; Labridae
Gene: gdf9
Product: growth differentiation factor 9
Exons: 2
Coding region: 124-1437 (437 amino acids)
Biological process (GO): SMAD protein signal transduction; BMP signaling pathway
Cellular component (GO): extracellular region
Molecular function (GO): cytokine activity; growth factor activity
Source: RefSeq, a predicted model, not a curated record